AUGGCACCCACCGCAAGUCUAGCAUCCUUGCCCACCAACCCCCGGCCCGACCCACACCUCAUCGGUAACGGGCCAGCCGGCUCAGGCAUCACCGGGACCGCCGGCACCGCAGCCAGCCCGUCCACCGCCGCUGUUGCCGCCGCCGCCGCCGCCGCCGGGCCAAGCCCCUCAGCCCCAGCCCCCGCACUGCAGACACACACAUCCGCACCGUCAACACCUACCCCGCACCUCGGCGUCGCGUCUGGGACUGGCACCGGCACCCCGCUCGCACAGAGCGUGACCCCGCGCCCGCCGACCCAUGAACCAGCGUUCGAAAUGGUCGUCCUCGGGUGCGGCGGCGGACCACUCGAGACGGACUGUUCCGGAUACCUCGUCAAGCCUGCGCGCUCGCGAUGGGAGGAUGGUGUCCUAGCGCUGGAGGGAGGCUCUGGAAUCGGCGCGCUAUCCAACCUAAUUGAGCGAUACUCAUCCGAGGCCCUCUUCCCAGCCGUGUCGUUUCCAGAGACACACAGCACGCCAAUCCUCAAGGCUGCAUACAUCUUCUCCUUUCUCACGUGCUACCUCAUCACGCACGCCCACCUCGACCACUGUGCCUCGCUCAUCCUGCUCUCGGGCUCUGUGCCUCCGCGUCCACCUCGGCAUCCUGGAUCACACCCAGCAGCGCCGGCGGGCCAUGUCGAAGACACUGCGCCGCUGCCCACGCGAAUCCCAGUGUACGCGAUGCGCGAGACGCUCGACAACCUCUCGGCGGCAUACGGUGGCGGUCUGUGGCCCGAGCUUGGCGCGUGGGCGGCAGAGCCAGAACGUGGUCGAGGCGGUCGUCUCAAGAAGCGGUUGCGGUUGGACGACGACGGCGGCGUCGGCGCAAAGUUCUCGCCGCUCGGUACGACCGCGGCGCCAUCACACCUUCACCCAACACUGCCCAUUAGCACGAGGGUAUUCCCCGUGUCGCACGGACACACGUCGCACGGAAUGUACCAGUCGUCGGCCGUGUUUGUGCGGUACGACCCGGCAGUGCUUGGGCCGACCCAGCCUCCGAGCCAGGCGCCGAGCCAGGCGCCAAGCCAGGCCGCGUCGCGCAGGGCCAGCCAGAGCAGCAAGCUCGUCGGCUCGCCCAGUGAAGAGAGCUUCAGCGGUGUCACUGACGGCCUCGCGUUUGACCGCCGCGCAUCGUCUGGCGACCGGUCGUGCGGCGAGGGCCGCGAGUUUCUGUUCUUUGGCGACAUUGAAAGUGGUUACCGCGCUCAAGGCGAAGAGCACGUUGACGCAGGCCACGGACAGACUGCCGAGGACCUCAACGGCGCCAUUUGGCGAACGGCGGCUCAAAGCCGUAAAGAAGGGCGGCUAGCGGGUAUUUUUAUUGAGUGCUCGUAUGAUUCCUCGCGGCCGGCACAUGUCAUGUUCGGCCAUGUGUCUCCGCCGGCAAUCAUGCACGAGCUGCGUACCCUCGCCUCAUUCCUCCCAGAUGGACCCCGUCCACUGGCCGGCCUCAAGGUCCACAUCACCCACAUUAAAGAGUUUCUCGUGCCACACCCGACUGGGCGGACGGCGCGUGACCUCAUCGAGACGCAGCUCAACGAGCUCGAGCUGCAGACGGGUCUUGGCGUCGAAUUUGUCAUCCUGGCCCCUGGCGACCGUGUCUUGAUAUGA
Apiotrichum porosum is the source of this 1650-nucleotide messenger RNA. RefSeq names its product 3',5'-cyclic-nucleotide phosphodiesterase pde1 (gene PDE1). The transcript is spliced from 8 exons. Gene Ontology annotation, biological process: negative regulation of glucose mediated signaling pathway; cGMP catabolic process; cAMP catabolic process. NCBI's taxonomy places the organism in Eukaryota, Fungi, Basidiomycota, Tremellomycetes, Trichosporonales, Trichosporonaceae. The record is from RefSeq and is a predicted model, not a curated record. Gene Ontology annotation, molecular function: 3',5'-cyclic-AMP phosphodiesterase activity; 3',5'-cyclic-GMP phosphodiesterase activity. The coding region runs from base 1 to 1650 and encodes 549 amino acids.